AUGCCCGUCCUCCCCAUCAACGAAAACAUACCACGUGAAAGUGCCGUCUCAGCAUUUCGGAUCUCACCCCCGCCUCUGCUCGUCCAGCAGAACCCCAUCACCACCAUCAGCGCCCCUGGCUGCUCCGUCUUUAUGCUUUUCCAGCCCAUCGCUGAUCGGGGGCAUCAGUUCCACAGGCGUAACUCCCCCGUCACCGCCAGAUGUGCUAAGUCCUCUCCCAAAAUGAACACUGAAGAUCUGUGA
Knipowitschia caucasica is the source of this 243-nucleotide messenger RNA. The record is from the annotation of a GenBank genome assembly. Lineage: Eukaryota; Metazoa; Chordata; Actinopteri; Gobiiformes; Gobiidae.